GCACGUUGGCGCCCGGAGCCUAGAAAAAGUGCUGCUAAGAUAGGGUUAUUAUUGGCCAACAAUGAGGGCUGAUGCUGGGAAGCAUGUGGCCGAAUGCCACCAAUGUCAAAUCCAUGCCAACGACAUACAUGUGCCGGCUGCACCCAUGCAGGGGAACGUAGGCGCCUGGCCGUUCGCACAAUGGGGGAUGGAUCUUCUGGGACCCUUCCCCAAGGCGCCCGGACAAUUUAAGUACUUGAUUGUGGCUAUUGACUAUUUUACCAAGUGGAUUGAGGCGGAACCCUUGGCAUCCAUCACGGAAGUGCAAGUGCAGAAGUUUACAAGAAAGAACAUCUUCACAAGGUUCGGGCUGCCGGAGUCGAUCAUCACCGAUCAUGGCAAGCAAUUUGAUUGCAAGAAAUUUAUCGACUUCUGCAACGAAAAUGGAGUGGUCCUGAGAUUCUCUUCUGUGGCUUAUCCGCAAGAAAACGGGCAAGCUGAAGCGGCCAACAAAAUUAUAUUGCAUGGGCUGCAUACCAGGCUCGAAGAAGCUAAGGGGAACUGGGUGGAGGAGCUUCCAAGCGUCUUGUGGGCGCACAGGACCACCUUCAAAGUUGCAACAGGGGAAACACCUUUCGCACUGACGUAUGGCAGUGAAGCGGUGUUACCAGUGGAGGUUCGCAUUCCGACCUUUCGAAUGGCGCAUAAGGGGGAGGCAAUGGAGGAACAUGAGCGGAUCAAUGAGUUGGAUCUCCUCGAUGAGCAUCGCGAAAGGGCGGCUCUGCGCCUGGAAGCAAUGAAGUCGCAAGUAUCCCGAUAUUAUAACAAGAAGAUGCGCCCGCAUGACAUUGUGGCUGGGAGCUUGGUGCUGAAGCGCGACUUUCGCCCAAAAGCCACUGAUGGUAAGUUGGCACCAAAGUGGAAGGGGCCAUAUCGCGUGCAAGAGGUAGUUGGGCCGGGCACAUUUAAGCUGGAGCAUCUAUCGGGAAAAAAGGUAAAAAGGACUUGGAAUGCCCAAAACUUACGAAGGUAUGGAUUUGUGGAGGCCAAUGUGACAGGAGAAGAUGGCGGGGUGCCGGAACAGGCACCUAGCAGUUGGUAGUUGCAAGGGAAAGCGUCAAGCCUUGGGGUGUUUUUUGGUAGGAGUAGGGAGAAGCGCCGAGAUCGCCAGUAGUAUUUUAAAGCGCCCUUAUGCGUCCGUAACAUUUAUGUAAAGCGCCCUUCAGCGCCCGGUAAUAGCGCCUCAAGGUUGUUUAUGGUUUUUGAAAUCGGAAUAUAUAUAUACUUAGGUA
This is a messenger RNA of Linum trigynum, 1271 nucleotides long. The record is from the annotation of a GenBank genome assembly. Lineage: Eukaryota; Viridiplantae; Streptophyta; Magnoliopsida; Malpighiales; Linaceae.